This is a messenger RNA of Heterobilharzia americana, 539 nucleotides long. The record is from the annotation of a GenBank genome assembly. Lineage: Eukaryota; Metazoa; Platyhelminthes; Trematoda; Strigeidida; Schistosomatidae.
AUGAGUGUCUAUUUUGUACCUCGAGAAGUGAAACAUGAAUUAAAACAAAACUUGUCCACAAGUAGCUGUGGUAGUGGUGACCUGUCAGAUGAUAAACUUUUAUUGUUGUACAAUAUAUUCGGAGAUUUAGUCAUAAAAGCGUUAACUAUUGUGGAGUGUGGUUCAAUUACCAUUGAACGAUCGAAAUCUCAACAUCAAGUAUUCAGAGUUGAAUCAAGUUCAGGUGAAUUAAACUACUGUUCAAGUUAUACACGUUAUUGUCGUUGUUUUAAUACAAUGCAAAAGUAUUUAGAUCCAUUUUAUGAAUUAUGGUGUCAGCAUACUUUGGCUAUAUUUUUAGCUGAAAUAAUGGGGAAGACAAGAGUUGUUCAUUUGAAUGAUGAAACGUUUUGUCGUUCUUUAGAGGCGUUAUUCGGUGGAGGUAUGUGUGGUGUUAAUACUGCCGUAAAAGAUGCUAAAUGAAAUCAGAAAUAUUUUCAAAGUUAUUUUCAUGAAUUGUUUGUAAAAUAAUUGGAAUAAACUGUAUUUAAACAUUUUCA